AAUAGAUAUCUUUGGUGAAAAUAAGGAAACUUAGUGCACAUCAUAGGUUUCUGUUUGUUUCGUUCUUUAUUUAUUACAUCCUGUUUCUUCCCUAAAUACAAUCUAGCGUUGUGCCCUAGCAUAUGUACGUGGGGGCCCUUGGACACUGCCCCGGUACCAGGGUAGGCACAAUUGUACACCCCUUGCGCCCCAAACCUUUUCACUUCUUAUAGAAUUAUAAUUAUGACUUUCAAAUAGUAAGAGUAAGGGACUGCAUUUGUUAAACGGGUCCCUUUUCUUUGUUUAAAUUUGUAUUUAUACUUGUUUUUUACAUAUUCCUUAUGUUUCCUUAUGUAUUUUUAUUUUGUAACUAGGGAAUAGAUGAGGGCCCGGGUGGCAAUCGCCAUGUCAGUUAUAUGGCCAGUCCGACCCUGGACUUAUGAACAAUAAAAUUAUAUAAAAAAUGAUAUACAAUACAAUUCCGUGAGUUGAUUAAAUAAAAUUUUAUGGUUGGUUAAAAUGCGUGUUUGUGUCGCAAGGUUGGGGCAAAAUGACAUUUUUUCAUAUAUCUGACGAACUUUUGAUUUUUUUUGGGUAAUUCUUCAAGAAUGAAUUAUAGUACCUACAGUUGAAACUGGAUUAUCCGGGAUUCGAUUAACCGGGACGCUCUUUUAUCCGUGAUGAAAAUAUUUGAAAUUCUUUCUCGACAAUUAACAAAAUUUAUUUAUUUAAAAUCUAUUAUCCGUAAUAAGCUCUACUAUCCGUAAUAUGAGAACAGGAAAGAAGUAAAUUAAACUAAAAAAUACAAAAUCGGCACUCAAAAUUAAAGAAAAUAUUAAAAAAUUUUUUUGUAAAGGGUCUUAUUUUUUUUUUUUUUUUUAAAGUAGAAUUAUCCUGGAGAAACAUAUCAGGAUUUACUGCUAGUUGACCGCAUUCACAUUAAUUUAAUCGAAUAAAAGCAACGGGUAAAAUCCCCUGUCACACAAUAAGUUUUUUUUCUUACCACCGGUCUUAGCUGGACAUAAAAAAAACGCCUCGGGGCUUAACCGGAAAUGUUGGCAGCACUGCUUAUUGAAUGUUCCGAAGUCAGCAGACACAAAGAAAAUUUAGAGUUUUCAUAUUUAUCAAAGAGAUACAAAAAUGUAUUCUAGAAAAACAAGUUUAAUAAAUUUUGUCAUAACAAACGUCAGUUUUCCCGUUUGUAAACCAAUUCUAAAGAAUUUAUGAAAAAAUUAGUUUGGUACCACAGAUUUAAAACUGUUCAAAAAGUUAAUCCAAAAUUAUGUAUAAAGGAGGAACCAGUCGGAAGCUUAUGUCAAAUCCUACGUUUUUCUUGUUGUUUUCUUUGACUUUUCAUCCGUCAGGUGCGAUUUGAAGCGCUAUUCCCCUCCGUUUCAUCCGACGCUUCAGCCAAUUAUAGUUCUACCUUUAAGCCCAGGGAUAUCUUCGGGCUUAACAACUAAGGCAAGGGGCUUAGGUGAUGCUGCAUUUAACAUGUAAAUUGCUGCGCUUUUUUUGUCCAGUUAAGCCCGUUGGUUAUAAAAAACACACCUAAUAAUGCAACAAUUUUUUAAUUUUCCUUAAAGUUCAUAAUAAUCGUAAUUAAUCUCGUAAUUUUGUAAUAUAUGUUCAAACAAAAAUAUGAAUUGUUAAAUUUAUGGAAUAAUUUUUUAAUUGUUUUUUUUUCUUUCAAUAAAUUUUUUAAUAAAAACAUACAUUUUUUCUUGAAAAAAAAGUUCUAUUAUCCGGGAUUUUCGAUUAUCCGUAAUGAACUCGGUCCCAACCAUCCCGGUUAAUCGAGUUUCAACUGUAGGUACUUAUAAUUAUCUAUAAAAUGAGCCUUUAUUUGUUAUUGUAACUAUCAUAUUAUAGAAGUAAUCUAACUCCGAAAUUCUCUAUGUACUAGUCAAAAGUAAGAAAAAAGCAAGUUUUUUGCUAUUGGGCUGAGCAAAUUUUGGUAGUAGAGGUAUUAAAAAAAUAUAAGUACGCAGUUUUGCAGCCAUACGCGUCUUAAUAUCGAAUUCAAAGGUCUGAAAACUCUAAUUUUAUGCUUUAUACGGUUUUCGGGGGGUAAAAAAACGUAAGUUUUCCAGUUAAUGUAAAUGAUCUAAAUUUAAACUAUUUCAAAUUAUAAAUAAAUAAACUGAUGCUCUAUCAUUUUUCCCAACCUUGAGGAUGUGACCAAUAGAACUCAAGAUAGAAGCUGUUUAUGCGAUUAUGUCUUAGAGAUUUUUGUGUUUUAAUUUUUGUUUGUUUAUUUGAAUUGAAAACCCCAAUAUGGUUAUUAUAAAAAGCUUGUAUCUUGAGUUCUACUAACCGCACCACCAAGAUUGAGGUUUCCAGAUUUAGUAAAAAUGAUAGAGCACCAAUUUUAUUAUUAUAAUUUGAUAUAGUGUAAAUAUGGCUCAUUCACACUAACUGGAAAACUUACGUUAUUUAACCCCCCGAAAACCCUGUAAAGCACAAAAUUAGAGUUGUAAGACCUUUGAAUUCGAUAUUAAGACGCGUAUGGCUGCAAAACUGCGUACUUAUAUUUUUUUAAUACCUCUACUACCAAAAUUUGCUCGGCCUAAUAGCAAAAAACUUGCUUUUUUCUCACUUUUGACUAGUACAUAGAGAUUCGGAGUUAGAUUACUUCUACAAUAUGAUGGUUACAAUAACAAAUAAAGGCUAAUUUUAUAGAUAAUUAUAAGUACUAUAAUUCAUUCUUGAAGAAUUACCCAAAAAAAUCAAAAGUUCGUCAGAUAUAUGAAAAAAUGUCAUUUUGCCCCAACCUUGCGACACAAACACGCACUUUAACCAACCAUAAAAUUUUAUUUAAUCAACUCACGGAAUUGUAUUGUAUAUCAUUUUUUCGAUAAUUUUAUUGUUAAUAAGUCUUACCUUCGUCAUUUUUUGUUAAAAUGAACAACAAUGGAGCUAUUCAAUAAAAACGAUACCAAUCUCUUUUCCAAGAUGGCGGCUGUUCCCAACCUCCAAUAAUCCCAACAAAUUGACUUUUAUGAUGAGGACAAACACCCGAACACAUUCCAUGAAAAAAAUUUUGUCCCGCGAAAAAUGUGAUUUCAUGCCCAUAUUUUGACUAAUUUCCCUGAGCUAUUAAUUAAAGUUCAAGUUUUUUUUUGAAAUUUUUGUUGCUGAGUUCCAAGUAUGUUUUUUUUUUUAACAUAUCGCUGGCUGAGAAUUAUCGGGUUGUAUGUUUUAUGGAAACGCCUGUAGACGUUGUAUUAUUCUCCAAACACUCAAACAAUAAACUACCAAACAAUUAAAUACAAAGCAAUACAAUUUGUAUUUUUUUGUGAAAAGAAAAAUAAAACUAAAAAACAAAAACAAUGGAUACCAAAAAGAGUAAUAAACAAACCAAAAUUGUACGCAAAACUAAAAACACAACUAUCCAUGCGUCGGCAACUAACUUAUUGAAUUCGUAUUGGCAAGAUUGUCAACAACAACCACCUUCUCCUGGAUUAUCGUCAACAUCACAAAUAACUUUUGAGUCAUCUACUGACAUGAUGGCAAAUGAUUUUGAUGACGAACAAAACCAAACAAACAGACAGCCGAUCCAUUUUUUAUUUACCAUGCGAACAUACUAAAUUGACUGCAUUGGCGAUACUUUAUCCUUGUAAAUAUGCAAAUAUCCAGGAUAAAAUGGAUGAUGAAUUUUCUGAUGAAGAUGAUGAUGACUAUUUUAAGAAAACUAUAAUGGUAGAAGCAACAAUACCAAUUGGCCUGUCAAAAUAUUGUGAUGUUUUACCUUAUGAAAAUGAAGACAAAUUAAUAUGGGAACCAUCUCAAGUAAGCGAACAAAAAGUUAAAGAUUAUUUAAUACGAGUGAAUGAAUUAAAAUCAUCUCCUAACUUAUUGACACAAGAUGAUGAUAUACCAUCAUCUUCACACUCUGUAACAUCAGAAUCAGAUCAAGGACUAGAUUGUAGUGCAGUUAAAGAUGAUAGGCAGGCCUUACAUCUCUUAGUACUUUGUGGAUAUAACUUCCAAGAAGUACUACAACGGAAAUGUUUAAAUGCAGUUCCAUUAACUGGUUCAAUGAGUCUAUGCUAUGGUCGUCUGAAGAAGAUAUCCAAAUUUCGAAGAAGGCAUACAGAAGUUUGGAAAAGAUUUUCGAAAAAAAUACACAAACUCAAGUAUAAAUUUAAAGCAAUAAUGUGUAAUUUUUAAGUAGAAUUUUUUUUUACCAUCGGUAAAACAUUUUUUAUGAAUUUAUUCCAAGUAUGGUGUUUGGAAAUUGUUUAUUUUUUCGUAGUGCUAAAUUCAAUACGAGAUCUUGUUCAAUUCUACUAUCUUUCGAAGAAAACUGAAUGUCGUGAUAAGGAUUUUGUUGAUUCAGAUACCAUUGAUCAUAUGGAUACAUAUUUUGUUUUGUAUAUUUUUAAAUUUAUUUAUAAAUAAAAUCAUUGUUUAAAAAUUAGGGAAUAUCAAAAGAAAAUAUCAGCUUUGUUCUUUGUACUCGUUAUAAUUGUUUGAUUUGGAUUGAUCUUUUGAUGCUCUUGUUGUUGCUGUAGAGGUUGUGGUAACUCUGCUGGAUUCUGAGUAUUAACUGGAGGUGUUCGGCAUUUUUAAUGUGGUGGAUUUUUAUGACCUUUUAAUAUCCAAUACGCUGAUUUUCUUUAACCGUCAGAUAUCCAAAGAGCUAUGUGUUUAAUUCAAUCAAUAAUAUUCAAUUAUUAUCAAUCUUAUAUCUUUUUUGACUUACAAGUUUUUAUAUAUGUAUGUACAGUGGCGACAAAAUAAAUAGCACAUGUACCCUAAAAUUUCUAAAAUGAAAAUUUUUCGCACUUUUUUAACUUAAAAGAACUGUUUUAUUAAUGAGGAAGCAAGAACACAGAUAUAUUUGAUUUAUUAAAAAAGAAAUUAAGUACACUGAAUUCUUAAACAAAAAAUAACAACAAAAUCAUUAAUACCUACAGCUCAAGUUUUUUUGGGACAAAAUAAAUAGCACACUUCCUAAAAACAAAAACAAAUUAACAAAAAUUUUUACACAGUUAAAAGAAAAUAACUAGUAUUAUGUUGGGUAACCAUUAUUAUUUAUCACAGCAUAAAACCAGCGGUUAAUAGACGUAACAAGACUCCGAAAUCGCUCAAAAGGUACUGAAUACCAAGCUCGUCGAAAUUCCUGCCAAAGUUUGUCCAAAUUUGAGGUAUCAGACCUGUUAAUCGCUUUUCCCACGUCACUCUACAAGUCCUCAAUAGGAUUCAGAUCUGGGGACUGACUUGGUAAUUCCAUAACACCGAUUUUUUGGACGGAUAGCAAUUGUUUCACAGACUUAGUCUUAUGUUUUGGAUCGUUAUCCUGUCGAAAUGUCCACUUUAAAGGCAUUUCCUUCUCAGUAAAAGGUAGAAUAGUGUCCCUUAGGAUUUCCUUGUACUUAAGGUGGUCCAUAAUACCCUCUUUCCGAUGAAAUGGCCCCGCACCAUGCCAAGAAAAACAUCCCCAAACAAGAAUACUAGCCCCACCAUCCUUAACAGUCUAUAUUUUAUACUGCGGGUCACAUUUCAAGUGCCCCACGCGGGGAAUUUCCGUAUGGGGCAUUUGGAAAUGCCCCCUACGGGGCAUAAGAGGGUAUUAUGCAUG
Molecule: messenger RNA, 5566 nt
Organism: Episyrphus balteatus (marmalade hoverfly)
Lineage: Eukaryota; Metazoa; Arthropoda; Insecta; Diptera; Syrphidae
Product: mesoderm induction early response protein 1-like
Exons: 3
Coding region: 3496-4152 (218 amino acids)
Source: RefSeq, a predicted model, not a curated record